AUGGACGGACCUCUCAACGAUGAUGAAGGGUUCGAGCUUCCGCCUGUUGAUCUGGUACAGGACACAGCCCCCAUGUCUGACGAUAGUGACGAUGCGGCUGUCACAGCUGGUGAAUUUGGUUUAGAUCUCCACAUGCCGUCUCGCGCCUCUUUAAGCGAAAGCCCCGGUAUCGUCGGAGGAGGAUUGCGUGACGAAGACACUAUUACAGUACAAGGAAAGCAAAAGAAGCUCUCCCGACACGGUAUCCCUGUCCCCAACAUGCCGUCAGGGGUAAUUCGAAAGCUGGCUACUCGAUUUGCGCCAGCGAGAGCUGGCUCUAAAGCUAAGAUCAGCAAGGCCACCUUAGCUGCCAUUGAACAAGCGUCAUCGUGGUAUUUUGAGCAGGUCGCUGAAGAUCUGGCGGCAUAUUCUAAACAUGCGGGUCGGAAGACGAUUGACGAGAGUGACGUUAUCACUUUGAUGAGACGACAACGCCAUAUUAACAAUUCUACGACUGUUUUCUCUCUGGCAUCGAAGCAUUUACCGAAGGAACUGCUGCAAGACAUGAGAUUGUCAAUGCCCCCUUGA
Aspergillus oryzae RIB40 is the source of this 567-nucleotide messenger RNA. RefSeq lists its product as uncharacterized. The record is from RefSeq and is a predicted model, not a curated record. Gene Ontology annotation, molecular function: chromatin binding; protein heterodimerization activity. The transcript has 2 exons. Lineage: Eukaryota; Fungi; Ascomycota; Eurotiomycetes; Eurotiales; Aspergillaceae. The coding region runs from base 1 to 567 and encodes 188 amino acids. Gene Ontology annotation, biological process: resolution of meiotic recombination intermediates; replication fork processing. Gene Ontology annotation, cellular component: Fanconi anaemia nuclear complex; FANCM-MHF complex.